AUGACAGUUGGAGAACCAAAAAUUUCAGUUGCGUUUAUAUGUUUGGGUAACUUUUGUAGAUCGCCAAUGGCUGAAGCUAUUUUCAAACAUGAAGUGGAAGAAGCCAAUCUAGAAAAUCGUUUUGAUAAGAUCGAUUCCUUCGGCACUUCUAAUUACCACGCAGGAGAAACCCCUGAUCWUCGUACAGUAUCUAUUUGUAAGCAACAUGGUGUUAAGAUCAACCACAGGGGUAAGCAAAUAAAGACCAAAUGUUUCGAUGAAUUUGACUACAUAAUUGGUAUGGAUGAAUCUAACAUCAGAAAUCUGAAAAAAAUACAACCAAAGGAUUCUAAAGCUAAAAUAUGUCUCUUCGGUGACUGGAACACUAAUGAUGGUACCGUUCAAACUAUUAUAGAAGAUCCUUGGUAUGGGGACAUUCAAGAUUUCGAACACAAUUUCAAACAAAUCACGUAUUUCUCGAAACAGUUUCUGGAAAAGGAGUUAUAG
Saccharomyces eubayanus is the source of this 486-nucleotide messenger RNA. RefSeq names its product tyrosine protein phosphatase LTP1 (gene LTP1). The coding region runs from base 1 to 486 and encodes 161 amino acids. Gene Ontology annotation, biological process: protein dephosphorylation. The transcript has a single exon. Gene Ontology annotation, molecular function: protein tyrosine phosphatase activity. NCBI's taxonomy places the organism in Eukaryota, Fungi, Ascomycota, Saccharomycetes, Saccharomycetales, Saccharomycetaceae. The record is from RefSeq and is a predicted model, not a curated record.